GGUACUAUUUUCGUAGUCUUCGAGGUUAUGGUUUGUCUGGAUGCUCACAAUAUGAAUCGAUCAAAGUCUGAACAAAACACUGAAUGUUCCCAUUGUCUGAACACAUAUUUUACCAUGUCUUCUUCUCGACACAUUUCUUUCGUUGCUCGUGAAAUAUUUCCUGCUUGCCUGUUAGCGGGCAUUGGUAUGGUAUUCGCAGGCUGCUAUGUUGAUAUGCUGAAGUCUUCCGGUGUUUUGGGUUCGAAGGGAGUAAACAUUUUCGAGAUCAUCCCGCCUGUUCUUGGACUCAAGGGGAAUUUAGAGGUUGCUCUUUCCUCUAGACUAGCUACGGUGGUUCACUUCCAUAGAAAGUUCAGUGAAAUAUCAUCUUGGCUGUUCACAACCACUUUGGCCUUCAUAUUGAUUCUUGCAAUUUUCGCAAGCACAAUUAUACCUUUAGUGAUUGUAACUGUGCAUAUUUCCACAUCAAGUAUAUCUCACUCUUCUGAUGACAUUAUUCACAUUGUUUGCAUUUCAUCAGUGACCUGCAUUUGUGCCACAUGUUUAAUAAGUGUUGUUGUGUAUGGAAUAGUCUGUGUUUGUGUGUUUUUCGGUGCGAACCCUGACAAUAUUGCCCCACCAACAGCCGCCGCUUUAGGAGAUCUUGCAACUGUUGUAAUAAUGGCACGUGUCCAUUAUUACUUUAUGCUACAUCCAACUUUUACUUUCACUGUUGCUAUAUCCAUGACUUCCAUCGUUUUUAUUCUUAGCAUAUCCUAUUUAUUGUAUCAUUCCAAUGUCAAUUUGUCACCAGAAUUUCAAAGUCUUGUUAUUACACGCAGUACUUUUAAGGAAACUAUAAUUCCUUUAAUUUUUGCUAUUCUACUGAGUAGUAUUAGUGGAAAUAUUUCAUCUCGGUUUCUGGGUGAUUUGCCAAUCGUUGCUCGCCUUCAGGUCCCGAUCAAUGCUACAUGUGUCAUGCGUUCAAAAUCGUGUCCACAGGUUUCUGAUGAUAGAAAUCUACAAUCUGAUGUUUUUGAUUUUCAUUCUUCAUCAUCAUAUUCGACCACAGGAACAACUGGAUCAUGCAGAAAAUUGCGCGAAAUUUAUACCGAUGUUUCUCAAAUAUCUGGACUUAUACGGCUAUUAUGUGUCCCAGUUCACUUUAUCUUGACUUUAAUCAGCGUAGCUGUUAGCUACUAUUUGAACCAAAGAAUUUCACAAGAGAAUAGUUCAUUUUCUCUACAACUCAACGUUUUAAUUCCCUAUAUCUUGGCUGGAUUUAUGCAGAUAUGCAUACUACUUGUAUUCGCUAAAUGGAUUGUUUUAAAACUUUGGAAAAGUUUAGACUUUAUAAAACAAUUCAAUUCCACUACUGUCAAGAACACGUCUAUAUCCUUAGCUUCACUUGAUUUUUCUGCUAUAGCUAUGACUACAGGUUUAGGCGAUUUGUUAGGCACAUCUUUAUUCAUCUCCUUUCUAUGUAUAAGUAAAUGGUUGAUGACUGAGUUGAAUUAUACCCCUUAUUUUGCCUAAUAUUUUCAACAGUUGACUGAUUGAAUCUCUAUACCCCUAUUCUACAUUAUUUACUCCUUAUCUUUUUAAUUAUUUUCUCUUCCUCAUUCAUUGUUUUUAUAUAUGCCGUUAGUUGAGUGAGUCAUUAUUUCUUAUAUAGCUUGUUACUUUGUUAUCUUGAAGUUGAAUUAUAUUGGAUCAGCUUUAUUGAAGAUAUUUUGUUGUGUUUUAUUGUCUUCUAUAACUGUUUAUUACUCUUUUUUUGUAGAUGUCUGUUUACUACAUUGUUCAAGUACUGCAAGUCGUAUUGCAUCUGGAGGUUUAUUAAUUGAUUUCAGGUUGCAAUUCAUCAUGGACUGAUAUCAGUUGAAAGAACAUUGGAAACCUGGGGAGAACUGGACAGCUGUUGCAUCUUAGUAUAGGACUUUUCAGCAAUGCACACUCAUGACUCCUCCAGGGAUCGAACCCAAGUUACCAUUGAACCACUGGGUUGGAAUCCAGUGGUCCACAUUUCCUACUUCUGUCAGUUCAAGAUAUAGAGUGACCUACACCCAAUGUCAUCGUUGAGUAACUAUCCUCAUGUGUGACUUGGAUUCCGACUCAGUGGCUCAAUGGUAACGUGCUGGUCAUCGAAUCUGAAAGUCCUGUGUCCGAUCCCUGGUGGGGUCAUGGAUGUACGCUACUGAGGAAUCCCAUGCUAAGACGAAACAGCUGUCCAGUUCUUCCAACUGAUGUCAGUUCAUGAUGAACUCCAACCUGAAAUUGUGUUGUGUUCAAUGUUGAGGAUAAUCUUCCUGUAUAGACAGAUAAGUAUACAUAAAUUGUGCAUCUAAAUUGAAACCUCUUGUUAUUUUAUUCUCUUACCUUCCAUAUGUGUGUUUUUAUUUUAUUUGUAUUCAUGUUUUUUGGUUAGUUUACAAUGCUUCUUUUUUGUAUUUUUGUUUAUUAUCCAUUCAGAUUACACUUUCAUUAAAAAAUCUCGGUGAACAUGUUUGUUUUUUUUGGUAAAUAUUAUAAAUAAUACUAAUAAAAAAAAUCGAAUCGUUUUAGGAAACGAUGUUGAAUUUUGGUUUUAUUUUAAUGUUAUGGGUUAA
Molecule: messenger RNA, 2588 nt
Organism: Heterobilharzia americana
Lineage: Eukaryota; Metazoa; Platyhelminthes; Trematoda; Strigeidida; Schistosomatidae
Source: the annotation of a GenBank genome assembly